AUGCUCUCUCUUCUCUUGAAUCGUCGAACUUCCGUUUUCAAACGUCGAAUUGCACUUGAGCUAAUGAGCAGUAGCAUUAAAGGACGACUUGUUCACCCCAAUCAGAUGUCUCAGCCUCCGGAACCUGAUCCCGAAGCGUCGAUUACACCAUCAGGUAGUGAUCCUGAUUCUUCUUUAAAUCUGAUGGGUUUUCAAUUUAGUUUUAACGAAUCGGCACAAACCCCUAAUUUAAACCCAAAUUUUGAUAAUGAAACAUUGGAUCAUUAUACAGAUGAGCAACUGGAAGAAUCUGUUUUGAAAAAAAUAGAGCUUUUGUACAUCAAAGCUAUUUCCCAGCUUGUUUCAUCAGGUUAUGAUGAGCUUGAUGUUUUCAAAGCUGUAUUGAGGAAUGGACAUUUUCAUGGGAAAAUGGAUCCAUUGUCUAACAUUCUACAUAACGUCCAGAUACAUCUGAGUACUGACGAUAAUGGGUACAAUGAUAACUUAGUUAACCCCAAGAAGGUGUUUGCUAAUCUGAAGCAGUUGAGAGAAGCUACACUCAUUUCUUUAUUAUGUUGGUUGAGGAAAAGUUAUCCAUUUAUGAGAAGAAGGGAUGCAAUGUGUUGGUUACUCGUGUCUGACCUUAAUUCAGUUCGUGUCAACUCAUCAAAAAUCUCUAAUGAUGAUGGUGAUUGUGUUAAUACACAAAUGGAUGAUCAACAUCCAAUUUGGUCAGAAUCCACUCCAUCAAUGCUUGUCCUUUUAAAAGAUAAUGCAGACUUUUUAGCUACAGAGUACAAAAGCUUGGAUGAGGAUUCUUCAGUUGCAGUUGUAAAAGAUAGUGAGGUAAGUCUUGAAGGUUUUUGUAUGAAGAACCAAACAUCUACCAAAAGUAUCUUGAAAAGAUUUAAUGAUUUGGAUCCAAAUGAUGAGAUACUUAUGAGUUUAAUGAAAGAAAUCAAGGAUCUUGAUACACAAAUCAAGGAAAAAAAGAAGUGGGUUGAUGCGAAAGUUCUGCAAGCAGCAAAAAGGUUGUGUGAAGAUCGCAAUGAGUUGAAGAAGUUAAGAAUGGAAAAGGAGGAUAACGAAUGGACUAAGAAGCAAAAGUCACCUGUUGAUAUUGACCACCCCACCAUGAAGAAUCUCACUAAUGCAGAGAUGGCUUUGAGGGCAUCAAAUAUAGAAUAUGAUCAUGCACUAAUGUUAUGGAGUUAUCUUGAAAUCGAGAAUUUAGAAAUUAGAGCUGACAUUAUGGCUUCAAAGUUGAGUGCUUCUGAGUCCGUGACUUCAAUUGUUCAAUCUGAUAAAAGGGAGAAGAAGCAUCUCAAGAAGAUUUUGGCAUGGGAGAAACAAAAGGGUAAGUUGGAGGAAGAUAUUACAUCUGAGAAACAAAAUCUCAUGGAGAUGGAGGAAGAAAUGAUUCAAGUUGAAGCAUCUAAAAGAACAGCCUAG
Molecule: messenger RNA, 1431 nt
Organism: Lactuca saligna
Lineage: Eukaryota; Viridiplantae; Streptophyta; Magnoliopsida; Asterales; Asteraceae
Source: the annotation of a GenBank genome assembly